Bolinopsis microptera is the source of this 758-nucleotide messenger RNA. RefSeq lists its product as uncharacterized. The record is from RefSeq and is a predicted model, not a curated record. The transcript is spliced from 2 exons. Bases 124 to 630 code for a protein of 168 amino acids. NCBI's taxonomy places the organism in Eukaryota, Metazoa, Ctenophora, Tentaculata, Lobata, Bolinopsidae. Gene Ontology annotation, cellular component: extracellular region.
UCAGCUCUUAUAUUUACUCCUCUUAUAUCCACGUCUCAAUAUCUUGACCGGGUGCUGGUUUCAUUAUAUAUAAGGCAGUCUAAUUAUUCGGUAAAAUUUAUUCGGUAGACUUUAUUUGUUAGGAUGAAGUUUUUGUGUGUCGCUCUGUUUGUACUCCUGGCUUGUGGGGCCAUGGGGGCCAAGUCCAAAAGUCCUAAACAACAAUUUGUCAAAGCCCACAAAACUAAACGUAAGCUGCACGGUACUAGAAAGUUGGGAUGGGAUGCUGAUAUAGCAACGGUCGCUCAGAAAUGGUGCGACUACCUCCGGGACAACAACUUGCUCGAGCACAGUCAAGGGAGUGGGUAUGGAGAGAACUUGUACAAGUCCUGGGGUACCAGUUCUGACGGAGCUGCAACAAGAGCGGUGGAUAGUUGGUACAAUGAGAUCUCGGACUACGAUUACGCUAAACCAGGAUUCUCCAUGACAACAGGCCACUUCACACAGGUUGUCUGGGAGAGCUCCAAAAAGGUGGGAUGCGGUAUCUCAACAAAAGACUCUGAAACCUGGGUCUGUUGCAACUACGAACCUCCUGGUAACUACGGAGGACAGUACGCGAAUAACGUUCUUCCACUUAAGACAGUGGCCUAAAACCUUUGGAGUCUGGAGUACCGAGCAUAAAAUAUUACUUAGGAGGGAAAGAGGACUUUAGGAAUGAGCUUACUGUACUCAUUUAAUAUGAAUAAUGUAAUUUUCUUCGAUUACUUUUAUUAGUCAAA